AUGACUUCUCCACCACCUAGCCCCACAAUCAUCUACGAUUCAGAACGCAGAUACUACGCCGACCACGCGCGCGACCAUUCGCGCGACCACUCGCGUGACCAUUCGCGCUCGGCCAGCCCCACCACUCCCCCGCGCCGCCGCUUCUCCCGCCGUACAUCCUCCCGCACCAACACCAACAUGGUCGACUAUGGCACCAACCCUGCUCGCCGCGAGUCGCUCAUCCCCCCAGACGUCCACGCCAUCCUGGAAGCGAAGCGCCGGCGUAUGUGCGGCAACUUGUGCGGCUUGAGGACGCGCAGCGUCCAAGUGGCGCUCAUGUGCAUCUCGGUGCUCAUGAGCGCGGUACAGGCCAAUGGCGUGUAUUGCUGGCCGACCUACGGGCCCAUCGUCCAGCAGAGGUUGGGACUUCAUAACACCGAAGCGCAGACCAUUGUCGUCGGAGGGAUAUUGGGCGUCUACCUCUGCGCUGCGCCCAUGGGCGCACUUGUCGACCGGUAUGGACCUCGCGCUGGCUCACUCAUGAGCGCCCUAGUGGCGGCUACUGGGUACUGCUCGUUCGCUGCAGUUGUCCGGGUCGAUGAGGACGAGGGCGCUGGACCGCGCACCUAUCUCGUCCUCACUGCAUGCUUCUUCCUCGUCGGGGCGGCCACAGUCGGCAGCUACUUUGCCGCUCUCACCACUGCAUCGCUCAGCUUCCCUUCCCACCCGACGCUGUCGCUGUCGCUUCCGCUAGCGUGCAUGGGCCUGUCGUCGCUCUUCCUGUCCUCAUUCUCGUCGCUCGCCGUGUUCCAGGUUGACGGGGAACUCGACCCGGUCCGUUACCUCACCUUCCUCGGACUCCUCUCCGCAGCUGUCAACCUCUUCGCUGCUGUAUUCAUGCGCGUCAUCCCCCCCGACCCGCCUGUGCUGCACGACGACGUCGAAUCGGAUAGCGAGGACGACUUGGACCACGCAUACAACGACUACGCGGACCUCUCGGCGUCUCUGCAUCUGGACGAACGUAGCCCGCUACUUAUCGGUGGCCCAGAGGCGGCACGUGAGGACGUCGAGGCGCAGGAGACGGGCAAGGCGACGCGGUGGACUGCGGUUGGACUGAUUCGCAACCCGGGCUUCUGGGCGUUUGGCCUGGUGAUGAUGGGCUGCAUCGGCCCGUCCGAGACUGUGAUGGCGACGUUUGGCAACAUUGUCACGGCGCUCCUGCCGCCCGAUGCCCUGCUGACCCUCUCGGCACUGGGGCAGGCGACGACCCAGGCCUUCCAGCUCUUCAACCCGACGGCCCUCACGUCGACUCCGCCUAUUGUGCUAACUGCUGCCAAGGACGAGGCACUGAUGCUGCGCAACAAGCACGUGUUCAUCCUCUCCAUCUCCUCGACCGUCUCGCGUCUGGUGACAGGAGUGCUUGCCGACUACCUCGCCCCUGCAGCGGUCGCCGUGCCCGCCCCUUACAGCGACGACCCCGACGCGCCCACGCACUACUUUGUGCAGAAGAAGCCGAUCAUCAUGCACCGCUCAAUGUUUGCGGCUACCUGUGCCGGUUUCCUCGCUCUAGUGUUCGCGUGGGCCGCUGGCUGGCUCUAUACCGAGGGCACGCUGUGGCUGCUGAGCUUCGGCGUCGGCUCUCUCUACGGCGCGCUUUUCACGCUGAGCCCCGCCAUCAUCUCGACGCAUUUCGGCGCCACCAGCUUCGGCUUAUCGUGGGGCAUGAUCUCGUACUUUCCCGCGCUCGGCAGCGCCAUAUACUCUUACCUGUACGCGUUCCUCGCCACCGCCGAAAGCAACACGAACGAGAGCGUCAUGGACAUGGCGAUCUGCUACGGCCGUGGCUGCUUCAACGCGAGCUUCUGGGUCGCGGCGGCGGGGUGUGCCUCCUCGGCCCUUGGCCUCGUGUAUAUCGGCCGUCGCUGGAACGUCUAG
Molecule: messenger RNA, 1914 nt
Organism: Cutaneotrichosporon cavernicola
Lineage: Eukaryota; Fungi; Basidiomycota; Tremellomycetes; Trichosporonales; Trichosporonaceae
Exons: 5
Coding region: 1-1914 (637 amino acids)
Biological process (GO): transmembrane transport
Cellular component (GO): membrane
Molecular function (GO): transmembrane transporter activity
Source: RefSeq, a predicted model, not a curated record